CUCUGUCCCUCCCUUCCUCUCGUCUCCACCACCAACUCAACCCACUGCCUCUUCCCCCUCCGCUGCGGACCUGCUGGAGCCACUGCAGUGAAUCCGUCAUCCGUCGACUGAAAGACCGAGAAGACAAAUCCGAGCGGUUCCGAUCACCGACAGCGCAAGAGCGACCCGUUAAAUUCGUGAGAUUCUGCACAAGGCGAAGAAGAGCCGACCGACAGUAUGGGAAACGAGGCGAGUUAUCCCUUGGAAAUGUGCUCACACUUUGACGCUGAUGAGAUUAAAAGACUUGGAAAGCGGUUUAAGAAACUCGACCUGGAUAACUCGGGUUCUCUCAGCGUGGAGGAGUUUAUGUCUCUGCCCGAGUUACAGCAGAACCCGCUGGUGCAGCGAGUCAUCGAUAUAUUUGACACAGAUGGCAAUGGAGAAGUAGACUUCAAAGAGUUCAUUGAGGGCGUCUCUCAGUUCAGCGUCAAGGGCGACAAGGAAAUGAAGCUCCGCUUUGCAUUUAGGAUUUAUGACAUGGAUAAGGAUGGCUACAUAUCCAAUGGCGAGCUGUUCCAGGUGCUGAAGAUGAUGGUAGGAAAUAACCUGAAAGACACUCAGCUGCAGCAGAUUGUCGACAAAACCAUCAUCAAUGCAGACAAGGACGGAGAUGGGAGGAUAUCAUUUGAGGAGUUCUGCGCUGUGGUUGGCGGCUUAGAUAUUCACAAAAAGAUGGUGGUGGACGUGUGAAGAGACAGACAGGCCCUUCAGUGAACACCCUCUUUUUCACUUCUCCAUUUUCUGAGAAUCAGCUCCAGAUGUUCCGCUAACAUGCUGUCUCUCUCUCUCUCUCUGUCGCUCUCUCUCUCUCUCUCUCUCUCUCAAUGGAAGUAUUUCUCUGAAUGAUGCCUCUGUACCCGUCUGUACUCCCUGAGCCUUGUGACGCCAGCCAUCCUAAGUGUUAGAGAGCAUGAGAUUGUUCUGUCCAAAUUCUCGGGUAUUUAAGGACAGUUGGAGAGACUACCGAGCGAUUCAGUUUGACGGAGAAGGAAAAAAGGAGGGUGUGUCUGUGCGUGUGUGUGCGCGUGCGUUAUUUUGUGUGUGCGUUUGUAUGCACAUGUUGGUUCUUUUUUUGCUUUUUGGGGGUUGUGUUUUAUUUAUUUUGGUCCUGUCUUUUUUUUUUUAUGCUUUAAGUCUCAAGUAUAUGUGAGUGAGCGAGAGAUAUGACUCGAGACUUGAUUUCAGUGCAACACGCUUCAAGCAUGAAGUGCCAAUGAAAACAUAUGUGGGAUUUAACAAUAGCUGAAUAUUUAAAUCGCUAUCUAAUGUUCAUGUUAUCGGGCAAUUGAAAAGAUACAUUAACAUAAGGUUAUUAACAGGCUUAUUGCUUUUUUCCCCUCCUGUUUUAGGCAACAACAACAAAGAUAAUUUUGGUUUGCUUUGAUCUAAUUGCUUCUGAGAAAAUGCAAAUUUGAUUCACAUUUUCUACCAAGAAUGUGUGUAUGUAUGUAGAAGUGUGCUGUGUUUAUAUUGUCAGGGAGUUCAUCUACAGUCUUGCUUUCUGAUAUACAUUAGGCUAGGAACAAAGCAAAUAUAUUUGAAGUUGUGCAUAUAUGUGGUUUACUAUUAAGACACAAAUGUAGAGUUCUGGCAAACUUUUAAAACCCUUCAUUUUUGCCAAGAGUUUGCUGCCGGUUCAUCACUAUCGGUGAAGAGCUGCAAACCUCUGGCAAACAUUUGCAGCAAAUCGCAAGUUCGUUUGCAUGUUAAAUUAAUUAUUUGCUGCAAUUUUGCCUGAACUCUAGAUUUGUUGUUAGGGAGGUGUUUUAUUGCUGGGGGGGUCAAAUCACACCUCAUGUAACUAACUGUAGGAUGGAACAGUGCCAUCAGUUAAUUUCUGAACUUUUUUAUGUGUUUUCUGAAUUUAAAGCAAAACAAAGUAAUAUUGAUUUACCUCUCAACAUUAUAGUUACAUAUUCUCCAACUUGACUGCAGGCAGCAUUGUAAAGAUCUUCGUAGCUCAUGUUUGUAUAUUAGGGUUCAAUGGACGGAUCGUGUGUCAUGUGAGUUCGGGUUUUUUCUAAGCUGUAAUUGAGUCCGUUCGCAGCAUGUCAUCGAAAAGCUAUCGUGAGUAGACAAAACCAGUUCUGACUGACCUUCAGGAAUAUCCGCACAUCAAGUUUCUCUCUUUUUCUCCAUUUCAGUUAAAACGCAGACAUGUGUGAUUCGAUUGUUUUAACAAAAAGAGUACAAAUUAAACGAUGAGAAUACGGAUUAAUGAACUCGCAGCAUCUUUCUGCUCCGCUAUUUUUGCUUCAAAUGUGGUUUUCCCGCGCAAACCGGCGUCGCGCGCCUGCCAUUGCACGGUGAUGGCUCUUUAAUGUCUUACCCAAAGACCCAUGUUUUCUUUGUGAUGCGCUUGCAUGAUACGAUGUCUUUAUUUGCUUUCUGUUGUGCAUGUAGAUCUGAUUUUAUGGGGGAAAAGAUUCUCUUGUUUACAUAAAAAUCGUACUAUUGAGAUAUUAUAAUCUGAACGACAGUUACAUAUAAAUAUAUGGACGUUGCCAAACUUUUGGUAAAUGUUUAAAUAUGGAAGUGAUUUUAAAGUGAGUUUCUUCACUACAUUUAUCCAUAAUAAUUAUUAUUAUUAUUGUUCUGAAAAGCAAUGUGUUAUUCUGGAUCGGUUUCACUCCCAGCGAAACUUCAUUUUCCCCUUCCUUUUAAACAGGUUCUGUUAAAAAGUAGGGGUUGUGUUUAUUAUUAUGAUUAUUUUUUCCUUCUUUCCGUUCAUGAUUGGGUUGAAUUGUUUUGUACAGAAUAUGUGUUAUAGUGCUCCUAUAUUUUGGUUUUGUAUUUCUUUAGCUGGGGGUCAGACAGCCAUCUGUUUAACUUUGGCAUGGCCUGGGCAGGAUAGUGAGAUUGGUUUUGGACAAAGGAAAAAUUUCAAGUGAAUGAAAACUUUUCGCUUUUCGGUUUAACGUUUUGUUUCUUCAUUUCUCUGCAUGCUGCGUCAUAUGCUGUGGGAACCAUUGAAAUGUCUUUAAUGAAAAUGAGAAAUAAAAUAUUUGAGACUUGUAAAACUG
Molecule: messenger RNA, 3062 nt
Organism: Xyrauchen texanus (razorback sucker)
Lineage: Eukaryota; Metazoa; Chordata; Actinopteri; Cypriniformes; Catostomidae
Product: calcineurin subunit B type 1-like
Exons: 6
Coding region: 217-729 (170 amino acids)
Molecular function (GO): calcium-dependent protein serine/threonine phosphatase regulator activity; calcium ion binding
Source: RefSeq, a predicted model, not a curated record